This is a messenger RNA of Notothenia coriiceps (black rockcod), 3806 nucleotides long. RefSeq names its product SKI family transcriptional corepressor 2 (gene skor2). Lineage: Eukaryota; Metazoa; Chordata; Actinopteri; Perciformes; Nototheniidae. Gene Ontology annotation, cellular component: cytoplasm; transcription regulator complex; nucleus. Gene Ontology annotation, biological process: negative regulation of BMP signaling pathway; negative regulation of transcription by RNA polymerase II. Gene Ontology annotation, molecular function: SMAD binding; DNA-binding transcription factor activity, RNA polymerase II-specific; RNA polymerase II cis-regulatory region sequence-specific DNA binding. The transcript is spliced from 8 exons. The record is from RefSeq and is a predicted model, not a curated record. Bases 74 to 2305 code for a protein of 743 amino acids.
ACCCAGAUCCGCCCAUCUCCACUCCUCAUCCUCCUCUUUAUCUUCUCCCUCGCCGUCCUCAUCCUCCCCACCCAUGAAGCCAAACCAAGUUGGCCAGGUCAUCCUGUAUGGCGUUCCCAUCGUAUCGCUGGUUAUCGAUCACAACGAGAGACUUUGCCUGGCUCAGAUUUCCAACACACUCCUGAAGAACUAUAGUUAUAAUGAGAUUCACAAUCGGCGCGUGGCGCUGGGCAUCACCUGCGUCCAGUGCACUCCGGUUCAGUUGGAGAUCCUCCGUCGGGCCGGCGCCAUGCCCAUCUCAUCGCGGCGUUGUGGUAUGAUCACCAAGCGUGAAGCCGAGCGCCUCUGCAAGUCCUUCCUGGGAGAGAACGCACCGCCGAAACUGCCCGACAACUUCUCCUUCGAUGUGACACAUGAGUGCGCCUGGGGUAGCCGAGGUAACUUCAUCCCGGCACGCUACAACAGCUCCAGGGCAAAAUGCAUCAAGUGCUCGCUUUGCAACAUGUACUUCUCCCCGAAUAAGUUCAUUUUCCAUUCCCACCGCACGCCGGAAGCCAAAUACACCCAGCCCGACGCCGCCAACUUCAACUCCUGGCGUCGACACCUCAAACUCUCUGACAAAAUCCCAGCUGAUGAGUUAAUCUUCGCAUGGGAAGACGUCAAAGCUAUGUUCAACGGAGGCAGCCGGAAAAGAGCGCUGCCGUCUUCGUCCCAUUGUUCCUCCAUGGGGCCCAUGAAGAAUCUCGCAGGUUCCGUUCACAUGAUGGGGUCUGACCUGGGUGCUCAGAAGAGAUCCCGCUUUGACGACGAUGAUGAUCUGGAUGGAGGCAAUCUGUCUCCCCGUAAGACCUCACGUAGCUACCCAGUCAUCCCCGUCCCGAGCAAAGGCUUCGGCAUGCUGCAGAAGUUCCCUCCCACGUCGCUCUUCCCUUCGCCUUACCCCUUCCCAGCAUUCGGUCUCUGCCAGCAGAAAAAAGAUGACAGUGAUGUUUCAGGUGUGCAGAAAGGAUCAGGGUUGUCAGGUCUGUUAUGGCCCGGCCGCAAAGACACUUUUUAUCCUCCUUUCUGCAUGUUUUGGCCACCAAGAGCGGCGGGAGGAAUCCCUGUCCCUACUUACCUCCAGCCUCAGCCCAGCGCCCUCUCCUCCCUGGCAGACAACCCCUCUCUCAGGCAGGCCUUUUUGGAUCUCUCAGACCACAGCGAGCCUGGAGUAGUAGCUGGCAACGGAAAUAGUGUCAAUGCAACCAUGGCCCCCGGGACUGCCACAGCCAGACCCGGGCUGUUUGACCCAGAGUGUACAACAGUAACCCCUGACCUCCGCCCUGUGACCUCAGAAGGCUGGCUCAAACUUCUGGACACCCCAGCCCUCCAAAGCAGGAAGCCCAGCUACGGCUCAGCCUUCAGGCCCGUCAUUAAGGACGCUGAGAGCAUCGCUAAGCUCCACAGCAACGGGGGAACAGAUGAGGACUUCGUAGUGGCCAGGUCUGAACGCCACCAACGGCUUUCGCCCAGCAGCAGCUGUAGUUACGGAAGUGAAAGUGGAGGCGAUGUAGAGGCGGAGGGAGUGGAGAGUGAGGAGGAGGGGGAAGUGGAUGUGGAGUCGUCAAAGCAGGAAGACGAGGAGGAGGAAGGGGGAUUCACAAGCAGGCUUCCACAGACUCAAACCAACCUGUACCACCCUGCGCUAAGCGACAGCCAUGGAGAGGAGAGGGGGAAGGAGAGAGGGAGUGGCGCUGUGUACACCAGCACCUCCCCUCCCUCCUCCUCAGACCCCAUUCGGCAGGGGUCCCCCAGCCUGCCAGCAUCCCCUUCAGCCAGCCUGCCUCUCUCCGGCUCCACCCCGCCUCACCGAGAGGACCCUGCUUACAAAAACGUUCACAAAAAUAGAGAUGAAGGACUACCUGUGUACGCGACCAAAGACAACUCCAGCCUUUCUGAUGAAAACAAAGAGCAGAGUAGUUUCUUUGUGCCAGAGAGUGAGACAGCAGCGCCCGACUACUGGAGGGAAAGUUCAGGUGAUCAAAGCCGAGGUUCUGCCUCUCCUGUGGUGCUAAAGAAGGACGUGGAGAACAUGGAGAAAGAGGAGCUCCAGAAGGUUCUGCUGGAGCAGAUCGACUUCAGGAGGAGACUGGAGCAAGAGUUUCACGCUCUGAAGGGCACCUCACCAUUUCCUGUCUUCCAUAAUUUCCAAGACCAGAUGAAAAGAGAGCUCGCCUACAGAGAAGAGAUGGUCCAACAGUUACAGAUGAUUCCCUACGCAAACAUCAUCAGAAAAGAGAAGAUCAGCUCCCAUCUCAACAAAUAGCUAAAAGGCAGAAUCAACAAUGAGAAGAAGACUGCCUGGAUUUCUGUGAAUGUCCCAAGAAGAAAAAAAACAGAGAAAUAUACGGGAGAGACCCAAACAGAAUACGACUGAAUAUAUUAUAUAAAUACAUUUCUUAAGUUCUCUUGGACAUUUGUUUUCUUCUGCCUUUGUUAUUAGCCCUGUUCAGUGAAACACUUUAGAAGUAGCUGAUAAAAGCUGCUUCUCCCUGCCUCCAGUUCAUUUCCCAAACUGACUGAACUCAAAUGGGCACACACUGGCGACAUUAGGGGGAAAAGGGAACAUCAAAGCUUCACCCAACCCGGACCAAAGCAACCACAACCCAUCUCCUCUUUUGUGAGUUUUAGAGCCGUGAAAAACAAACUGUGAACUUUUCCAAGCUCCGAAAGACGAAGAGGGCAGAGUCAUAGCAACAGUAAGACUGUGUUAUUGUCCAUGACUGCUGCUGGUCCAACUGUACAUACAUCAGACUGUGGACAAGGACGGACUUCUAACAUUGAUGGAUCAGAUUGGGACCCUUGAGAGAAAACAUUUGGUCCCAAAGGGAUUCUCCUCAUCAUGUCCAGUUGUGUUCAUUGACCCAAACCAACGUCUCAUAGUUACCCUGAUUGUCAGCAUGUCCCUAAAGAGGUCAGAUGUUGGUGGUGAUUUCAUGCGCCAUCCUUUACUCCGUUAGAUAUUACUAACUUGAAUAUGCCAGAUGAAGAACAAGGGAGAAAAUGAAAUAAGUGUUUUUGGGUUUUAAACCUAAAGAGAGAGCAGUAUUAAAUAAAGGGCAGCAUCACGUCACGCUUUAAGCAAGAGGUUUACUAUUUGGGGAAUGCACAAAAACCUACAGUAUUAUUUUCAAUGCUGACAUUUUUCACCUUUUAUUUAAACAGGAAGUUAGCUCAAAACAAUAUCCUGUGUCACAUCCACAGCUCAGAAGCCUUUUUACUGUUUUAUUUGUUAAUCCUUUCCUCAAAAUGAACCGUGAAGAUCUAGCCCUCCGAACAAAUGUUUUUAACACCGAUCCACGGGCAAGGUAACGUUACCACCAUCAGCUAAAGGAUGGGGUGUUGUCAGAUGGUUACAACGACAAUUAAAGGCCAAUCCCUGGUUUCGUGUUUGCUCUCCAAAUGAGUAUCCGGGACACGAGGAGCAGAAGGCUGGCGUGUGUCAGGGUUGUACAUCUACCUGUAAAUGAUUUGAUCUGACUGUAUACAAUGUCAACGUGAGAUUACUGAGCCUCACAGUGAGCCUAUAUAUAUGUGUUUGUUUGUUUAUUUAUUUGAGUACCAGGGCCUAAGACCCUGAUUGUGAACAUAUUAUUUAUUAUAAUGUCAAAAAGAAAGAAAUGUGUUGAUGAUGAUCAAGUGUGUGUCACAGGGAUCACACAUGAGAACUCACCCACCUUGUUUAUAGAAUGAAUGAAUGGAUAAAGUUGUCCUUUACUGAGAGAAAUGUUAUCAUUAUAAACUGUUGAUGCAGAUGUAUUAAAAUA